Messenger RNA from Etheostoma cragini (Arkansas darter), 3285 nucleotides. RefSeq names its product copine-8-like. Gene Ontology annotation, molecular function: calcium-dependent phospholipid binding. NCBI's taxonomy places the organism in Eukaryota, Metazoa, Chordata, Actinopteri, Perciformes, Percidae. The coding region runs from base 223 to 1929 and encodes 568 amino acids. Gene Ontology annotation, biological process: cellular response to calcium ion. The transcript is spliced from 20 exons. The record is from RefSeq and is a predicted model, not a curated record. Gene Ontology annotation, cellular component: plasma membrane.
UCCGGGGAACCGCGGCGCACAGAGACGCAACUCCAGCGCGCUGCAGCUGCGCGUCCGCGUUCCUCCAUCUCUCCCUCCGGUGCUUCGCGCUUCCACAAACAAACGGCUUGUUGUCUUUCUGUUGCAAGGCUCCCCCCUUUUGUCAUCUUAACUCGGUUCCUCUCAUGUCGUCUUUAAGGCGCUGGAUACGGUGCGAUUUGUGAUCGACUAAGCAGCAGCUCGAUGAAUAUGGCGUGUAUUGGGGACGCAGACCCUUUUACCGCUGCGAUACCUGCCACCAAAGUUGAACUCACGGUUUCUUGUCGAAACCUGCUGGACAGAGACACAUUCUCUAAGUCUGAUCCAAUUUGUGUGCUGUACACUCAAGGAAUAGCCAACAGGGAAUGGAGAGAGUUUGGCAGGACAGAAGUCAUAGACAACACCCUCAACCCUGACUUUGUCCGCAAAUUCAUCCUGGACUAUUUUUUUGAGGAGAGGCAGAAUCUACGCUUUGACCUGUAUGAUUUAGACUGCAAGAGCGACAACCUCUCUAAGCACGACUUCCUGGGCCAGGCCUUCUGUACGCUGGGUGAGAUAGUCGGCUCCCUGGGAAGCCGCUUGGAAAAACCUUUGAUUGGGAUACCAGGGAAGAAAUGUGGCACCAUCAUAGUGAGAGCAGAAGAGCUGAGCAACUGCAGGGAGUCGGUGAUGCUGCAGUUUUGUGGCAACAAGCUGGAUAAGAAGGACUUCUUCGGAAAAUCUGAUCCUUUUCUCGUCUUUUACCGCAGUAACGAAGACGGAUCGUAUACCAUCUGCCACAAAACAGAAGUAGUGAAGAACACUCUGGAUCCGGUGUGGCAGGCUUUUAAAAUUCCUGUCCGGGCGCUGUGUAACGGAGACUACGACAGGAGCAUUAAGGUGGAGGUGUACGACUGGGACAGAGAUGGAGGCCACGACUUUAUCGGUGACUUUAGCACCAGCUACAGAGAAAUGUCCAGAAGCCAGUCACAGUUCCACAUCUAUGAGGUGCUAAAUCCAAAGAAAAAAGGAAAGAAGAAGAAAAAGUACCAAAACUCAGGAACGGUAACCCUCCUGUCCUGCCUGGUGGACACUGAGCUCUCCUUCCUUGACUACAUCCGAGGCGGAACUCAAAUUAAUUUCACAGUGGCAAUUGAUUUCACGGCAUCAAAUGGCAACCCAUCCCAGCCCACCUCGCUCCAUUACAUGAGCCCAUACCAGCUGAAUGACUACGCCAUGGCACUGCGAGCCGUCGGAGAGAUUAUCCAGGACUACGACAGUGACAAGAUGUUUCCUGCACUGGGCUUCGGUGCCAAGCUUCCCCCAGACGGACGGGUCUCGCAUGAGUUUGCCCUGAAUGGUAACCCACAGAACCCAUACUGCAGUGGUAUCGAGGGGGUGAUGGAGGCCUAUUACCAGAGUCUCAAGUCUGUGCGUCUUUACGGACCCACCCACUUCUCCCCUGUUAUUAACCAUGUGGCCAGGUAUGCGUCAGCAGUGACGGACGGCUCUCAGUACUUCAUCCUGCUCAUCAUCUCUGACGGCGUGAUCACGGACAUGGCACAGACCAAGGAGUCCAUAGUCAAUGCUGCGUCUUUGCCCAUGUCAAUUAUAAUAGUUGGAGUUGGACCAGCGGAAUUUGACGAAAUGAUCGAGCUGGACGGGGACGAGGAGAGGAUCUCAUCCCAAGGACGAUAUGCCGAGAGGGACAUUGUUCAGUUUGUUCCUUUCAGAGACUACAUUGACAGACGGGGAAACCACAUACUCAGCAUGGCUCGCCUGGCUAAAGAAGUGCUCGCCGAAAUCCCGGACCAGUUCCUGUCCUACAUGAGGACCCGAGGGAUCAAACCCGGCCCCUUGCCACCUCCUUACGCUCCCUGUCCACCACCGGCUGUCCACCCCCUUCUUUGCAGACGGGUAAGCAGGAUCUAAGGGCAGAGGCCUCGGUCCAACGCCAGCCUGCCGACUCUAAUGGUCUCUACUCUCCUCUCUCUGCUUCUUCUUCUUCCUCCUCUUCACUGGAAGCUAUUGAGCACACGGCGAAACUCUCUCAUGUUGCACUUUUGGGAAGAUUUGGCCAUGAGUAGAGAGCAUGAUGUGGACAACGUUGAGUGUAAUGCUUCCACUUUUUAGAAGACGGGACAUUUCCCUUAGUGGACGAAGGUGGGGGUUUCGAAGGGUCUUUUUUGGGGGUCUGAGAUCACCUCCCUCCACCAGGAAGUGUGGACAGGACAUAAACGGACCACUUGAAGCUAUCAGACUGAACGGGUCCAUACCGCCAAGGUCCUUUUUUGAAACACUGUUCAUCGGCUAUUUCUAUUUCCACUUCCUUUCACAAAAUCAUUUGGCUCAAUAUAUAAAUGUUUACAAAAUUGAGGACUGGAGUGGAGGAUAUUUUUCAGGAGGAACUUUAUACCGAUCAAUGUGAAAACCUUUUAAAGUCCUAUUUUUUGGCUGCAGUAACUGGAGGUUGCGACUUUGUACAAAACCAUUUUUUUUGUUUGUUUGUUAUUAAUAAAUGGAGCAUGUCCCAGUUUAAGAGACGCAUGCACGGUUGUCCUGCACUCAGGGCUUUGUCCCUCCCACACAAACCCCCUUCCUCACCACCUCACCACCACUGCCAUGUUCCAUUAAGAACAAACCCAUCACCCACCUGAAAUCUUCCCACGCUCCUUCCUUCUGCUCCGUCCGCCUGCCUUGACUCAAAAGGAAGCUGUGUUCCCUGAGUCUGGUCAAAUCAAAUGCAGCAGGGACUUUAACCAGCCUUACUUUUUUUGUUAAAAAACAUUUACUGGCACCAUGUCCACCGUGGGUUCUGGAAAUGCGGAUCUCCAAGCCCAGAAGUCAUAAAACACACAUCUCACUACCGAACCUGACUGUAUUACGUUUUAGAGUCUUUUCAUUUUUAUAGAACAACAUUGUUCUUCAGAAGCAUUUUUUGUUUUAUUUUCGUCUCUCUACCUCUCACUUUUAGUAUUGCCGAAAAAAGGUUGUUUAAAUAACAAAGUGUUGGUGUGUCAGUCUGUCGAAUUCCCAGUUUUACCUUUCUCACAUUUACCUUUCUUCAUAAAAUAUUUGCCAAAUUGUCGGUUGAGAAUUAUAGCACUUUGGUAGCUAUCGGAUCAGGUUACUCACACCUUUGUGUUAGCAACACAGUGUGACUAUGUGCACAGAAAACAGUUAACCAACACAACAAAAUGCAAAGAUGAUUUUAUUUUUCCAGCUAUUCAUUUGGAUCAAAAUGGUGACUCAGUGCGUUUACAUACAGUUUAAAAAAAACCGAUUGUU